CGCCGUGGGAAACCUGACCGUCCGCAUGGCUGCGGGUUGCUCAGCGUCUCCGCGGCCGAAGGCGGCCUCAGAAGGGCCGGUGGUGGGACCGGCCGGCGUCUUGCCUUGCCUAGAAUUGCCUACCUACGCGGCCGCUUGUGCGCUCGUGAAUAGCCGCUACUCCUGCCUGGUGGCGGGUCCGCACCGAAGACACAUCGCACUGUCGCCGCGCUACCUUAACAGGAAACGCACCGGUAUCCGAGAACAGCUCGAUGCCGAGCUCCUGCGCUAUUCUGAGAGCCUUUUAGGUGUACCCAUUGCUUAUGAUAACAUCAAAGUAGUGGGUGAAUUAGGAGAUAUUUAUGAUGAUCAGGGACACAUUCAUCUUAACAUUGAAGCAGAUUUUGUUAUUUUCUGCCCUGAACCAGGGCAAAAACUUAUGGGUACGGUAAAUAAAGUGUCUUCCAGCCACAUUGGCUGUUUGGUACACGGGUGCUUCAAUGCCUCCAUUCCUAAACCUGAGCAGAUGCCAGCCGAGCAGUGGCAGACUCUGGAGAUAAACAUGGGUGAUGAACUAGAAUUUGAAGUAUUUCGUUUAGACUCAGAUGCUGCUGGAGUAUUCUGCAUUCGGGGAAAACUAAAUAUCACUAGUUUACAAACCAAGUGCUCUGCAGUUUCUAAAGAAGUAACAGAAACUGGCACUGAGGAAGCUACUGAAAAACCUCAAAAGAAGAAAAAGAAAAAGAAGAAAGACCCAGAGCCAUAUGAAGUGGAAAGUGGUACCACAGAGUUAGCAGAUUUUGCAGAUGUUACCAUGAAGGAAGAGACAGAUCUUCAGAUUAAUAACAAUGUGAAUGGCCUCUGGGAGGAGGAGCCGAAGAAGAAGAAAAAGCACCAGGACCCUGUUUUCCUAGGCAGUGACUCCAGUGGUUACCAAAGUGACCAUAAAAAGAAAAAAAAGAAAAGAAAGCACAGUGAGGAGGCUGAAUUUGCACCACUUUUGGAACAUGCACCUAAAAAGAAAAGGGAAAAGUAAUUUUCUUUAGUGCAUUUUAAAUAUGAUUUGGUUUUUUAAAAACUGAUUUACACAAAAGAUGACUAAAGUUUGAAGUAUGAAAUGUUUUAUAUUCCAGUACUUUGCAAAACAGGGAACAUUUGAUGAGGAGUUGAGUUUUUGGUGCUAAAAUUACAAAACAGAUAAAUUUGGGAAAUGCCAGUAUUAUUAAAGUGCCAUUUUACUAUAUACAGAA
Lipotes vexillifer (Yangtze River dolphin) is the source of this 1229-nucleotide messenger RNA. RefSeq names its product RNA polymerase I subunit F (gene POLR1F). NCBI's taxonomy places the organism in Eukaryota, Metazoa, Chordata, Mammalia, Artiodactyla, Lipotidae. Gene Ontology annotation, biological process: DNA-templated transcription initiation; transcription elongation by RNA polymerase I; DNA-templated transcription. The transcript has 4 exons. Gene Ontology annotation, cellular component: RNA polymerase I complex. Bases 26 to 1015 code for a protein of 329 amino acids. The record is from RefSeq and is a predicted model, not a curated record.